This is a messenger RNA of Rhipicephalus sanguineus (brown dog tick), 1089 nucleotides long. RefSeq lists its product as uncharacterized. Bases 1 to 1089 code for a protein of 362 amino acids. The transcript is spliced from 2 exons. Lineage: Eukaryota; Metazoa; Arthropoda; Arachnida; Ixodida; Ixodidae. The record is from RefSeq and is a predicted model, not a curated record.
AUGCCAUCUCUGGAGGAUUUUGCGAAGAAAUCAGCUGCCACCGAGGCCAAGAAACACAAGGUAGCCCAAGACAAGAAGUUGGGCAGCAUACUUCGGGACCGGGAAUCGGCGACUAUUCCCCCAAGCACCUUCGUGACAAACCUCUCAUCCCGACAUCUCUCAACCCCGGAGUUAGCCGCACUAGCCAAGGGACAUGGUUUCAACAUCUCGGCCAUUCCCCCUAUCUCGAAGAUAGUCGCUGCAGUCGAGGACGGGAUUCAACACCUUGAAGCCGGCGCCCGUCAAGAGACCCGUCUCAAGGUAAUAGGAGUUCUUUCCAAGAUACCGGCUCGGCUAAGCAGCAACCUUCCUGACGAAGAGAGGAAGGCUCUCAUAGAUUUGAAGAAGGACAAGACCAUCGUAGUCCUUCCGGCCGACAAAGGUAACAGCACGGUCGUCAUGGAUCGCGCUGACUAUGAGAAGAGGGCUGGAGAACUUCUGAACGGGGAGGCUUACUCCAAGAUCAAGAAAGAUCCGACUCCUCAAACCCAAACCAAUCUGAACAGACUUUUAUCGCAGAUCUUCACCAAUCAUCCCGAUUUCAAAAACCUCUACCUGAAGUUGAUUUGCAGAAACGGAUCCGCCCCGAGUUUCUACGGCCUCCCAAAGGUCCAUAAAUCAGGAAUUCCUCUCCGACCCAUCGUCGACUUCACCCGCUCCCCCCUACGGGCUCUGUCAUCCUAUCUUCACAGGGUAAUCGUGCCUCUGACCGGGAAGACGGACACAUACAUCCGCCACUCGGGGCAUUUCGUAGAACUGGCGUCCAACGUUGUGCUUGAGGAAACCGAUCGCAUGGUGUCUUUCGACGUGGUUUCCCUUUUCACCAGCGUGCCCGUGCCCCUCGCACUGACUGUGACGCGCCGGGCCCUCGAAGACGACCCCACCCUGAUCGACCGAACUCCACUUUCGGUAGACCAGAUAUGCCAGCUGUUGGAAUUUUGCCUCUCAAGCACUUAUUUCUCGUUCAGCAACGUGUUUUACAGACAGACCAGUGGGACAGCCAUGGGGGCCUCGAUAUCGGCAACAGUGGCAGCUCUCCAACUGGUGUAA